Messenger RNA from Coccomyxa subellipsoidea C-169, 2601 nucleotides. RefSeq names its product prokaryotic type I DNA topoisomerase. The transcript is spliced from 18 exons. NCBI's taxonomy places the organism in Eukaryota, Viridiplantae, Chlorophyta, Trebouxiophyceae, Coccomyxaceae. Gene Ontology annotation, biological process: DNA topological change. The record is from RefSeq and is a predicted model, not a curated record. Gene Ontology annotation, molecular function: DNA topoisomerase type I (single strand cut, ATP-independent) activity; DNA binding. Gene Ontology annotation, cellular component: nucleus. The coding region runs from base 1 to 2601 and encodes 866 amino acids.
AUGUCGGGGCUUGUUCCUAUAGUCCUGCUCGUUGCAGAGAAGCCAUCAUUGGCUCUCUCGAUUGCAACUUUCCUAUCCCAAAGCCAGGCACGAUACAGGAAGAGCUAUCUGGACGUGCACGAAUGGGACGGCAAGUUCCAGGGCCGUGCAGCCCACUUCAGGAUGACAUCAGUCAUCGGCCAUGUCCUAUCCAUUGACUUCCCGCCCAAGUACCAGAACUGGGAGACCACAGACCCCGCCUCCCUCUUCGAUGCCCCCACUGUCAAGACUGAGGCCACGCCCAAGGCGCAUGUGUGCAAGCACCUGCAGCAGGAAGCGCGGGGGUGCUCCUACCUCGUGCUGUGGUUGGACUGCGACAGGGAGGGCGAAAACAUCUGCUUCGAGGUGAUGGACAACACUCUGAAGUGGAUGGUGAGGGUGCCGGGACAGCAGGUGUUCCGCGCGCGCUUCUCUGCCAUCAGCGCCCCUGAGAUACUGGCCGCCAUGGAGAGGCUGGGGGAGCCCAACAGGGCGGAGGCAGAGGCGGUGGAUGCGCGGCAGGAGCUGGACCUGAAAGUCGGCGUUGCCUUCACCCGCUUCCAGACCCGCUACUUCCAGGGCAAGUAUGGAAACCUGGACGCAUCGGUGAUCAGCUACGGGCCGUGCCAGACGCCGACGCUGUUCUUCUGCGUGCAGCGCCACCAGCUCAUAACUGCCUUUCAGCCGGAGGACUACUGGACCAUCCGGCCCAACUGUGGCGUCUGUGUGUUCAGAAUAGAUGUGGAGUGGUCCCGCGGUCGCCUAUUUGACCGGGACGUGGCGCUGCUGUUUCAGCGUAUUGUUACAGAGGCGCGUGCUCUGCGCUGCGUGGAAGUCUCUGCCAAAGAGGAGCGGCGGCAGCGGCCCAACGGGCUGAACACGGUUGAGCUGAUGAAGACAGCCUCCAGCGCGAUGGGCAUGUCCCCGCAGCAGGCCAUGCGCUGUGCAGAGGGCCUGUACACCAGCGGCUACAUCUCCUACCCGCGCACAGAGAGCACCGCGUACCCGCCCGGCUUUGAUUUCCACGAGGUGCUGGUAGAGAUGCGGCGGCACCCCAUCUGGGGGGAGUACGCCGCCGGCCUCAUGGGCCACGGCGCCUUCGCUCCUCCCAAGGGGGGCCACGACGCGGGGGACCACCCCCCGAUAACGCCGAUAGCCUCGGCUACGGAGGCGGAGCUGGGCGGCGGCGACGACUGGCGCCUCUACGACUACAUUGCACGCCACUUCCUCGGCUCGCUCUCCCCGGACUGCGUUCUCCGGCGCACCACCGCCGCCUUCGCCGCCGGCAACGAGCGGUUCAGCGCCACCGGUGUCGCCCCCGUGCGUGCUGGCUUCACUGCUGUAAUGCCCUGGAAGGCUGUGCAAGGGGAGCCUCUGCCGCCGCUGCAUGAGGGCGAAAUCCUGCCAAUCACUGAAGUGGAGCUGAAGCAGGGCAAGACAUCGCCCCCAGACUACCUGACCGAGAGCGAGCUAAUCGGGCUCAUGGAGAAACAUGGCAUCGGCACCGACGCCUCCAUAUCCGUCCACAUUGCCAAAGUGUGCGAACGCUACGUCAGCAUCCAGUCAGGGCGGCGACUCAUGCCCACAGAGCUGGGGGUGACCCUUGUGCGCGGCUACCAACUCAUCGACCCAGACCUCUGCCUUCCCCUGGUGAGGUCCCAUGUGGAGAAGCAGAUCGAUCUGAUAGCGCAGGGCCUCGCAGGGAGGGAGGCAGUGGUGGCGCACACGUUGGACCAAUUUUCGCGCAAGUUCCGCUACUUUGUCGGGAAGAUUGAGCGCAUGGACGCCCUCUUCGAGGCCUCCUUCUCGCCGCUGGCCUCCUCUGGCAAGCCGCUGAGCAAGUGCGGCAAGUGCGCGCGCUACAUGAAGCUCAUCUCCGUGCGGCCCUCCAGGAUGUACUGCCCCACCUGCGAGGAAGUCCUCAACCUACCCCAGGGGGGAUCGGUGAAGCUGUACAAGGGGUUGGCGUGCCCGCUGGACAACUAUGAGAUUGUGCUCUUCUCGCUGACUGGACCGGACGCCAAGACCUACCCGCUGUGCCCGUUCUGCUACAACAAUCCGCCCGCCGGAGCCAUGCAGAAUGACGGCUCAAGCAUGCGUCGCCAGGUCGCGGGCCCGGGCGCGGGCGCGAAGCCGGGCAUGCCUUGCACACUGUGCCCCCACAUGGGCUGCCAGCACAGCUUCCUGCGCAAGGGCGUUACCCCCUGCCCAGAGUGUGACACUGGCACAGUGGUGCUGGACCCUGUCUCCGGCCCCAAGUGGCGCCUGGACUGCAACCUCUGCAGCUUCAUGAUCUACCUGCCCGAGACGCUGCACGCCGUCAAGCUGUCCAAGGAGCGCUGUCAGGAAUGCGAGUCGGUGCUGCUGAAGCUUGACUUCAAGAAGGGGGCGUCCCCUCUUCCCAAUGGGGAGACAGAGACGACAGCAUGCGUGGUGUGCAACGAGAAGAUAGCGGCGCUGUGCACAGCCAAGCAUGGGCGCAGCUACGCUAAACGGCGUGGCGGCGGCCGGCGCGGCCGGGGCCGGGGGCGCGGCCGCGGCCGCCGCACCGGCGACCCGCUCAUGAGCUUCCGGGACUUCUAG